AAGCAGUCGCUCAGUUGUCAUCAUCGCUCUGGCGCUACGCACACUUCCAUUUGUUGCUGUCAUUUUAAUCUGUUUAAUCAGCAUACAACUGCCUAAAAGUUGUAAAAUCUUCAACAAAAUACUUAACAAAAGUGUAAACUUGAAUAAAAUGACAGCAAGCUUUGUGCCAGUGCCAGCGGGCAGCGAUUUUCCCUUGGAAAAUUUGCCAUAUGCUGUCUUCUCAACCAAAUCAAAAACGGUUCAUCGCCUGUGCGUCGCCAUUGGUGAGCACGUGUUGGAUCUAAAAGUUGUAUCGCAUUUGUUUGCAGUCCCGCUGCAGGCUGCCCUACAGGCUGAAACGCUUAACUUGCUGAUGAGCUUGGGCCACGAAGCUUGGGAUGCAGUAAGGACACGAACCCAGCAACUGCUACUCAAAGGCUCUGAAGUGGAACAGAAUGUGGACUUAAGAAGCGUUGCAAUUGUGCAUCAGUCGGAGAUUUCACUGCAUCUGCCGGCACAGAUCGGUGACUAUACGGACUUUUACUCCUCGAUUCAUCAUGCCACUAAUGUGGGCAUUAUGUUCCGAGGCGCCGCCAAUGCUCUCAUGCCCAAUUGGCGCCAUCUACCAGUGGGUUAUCAUGGACGCGCCAGCUCUGUUGUCGUCUCAGGCACUCCAAUACGCCGUCCCCUGGGUCAGACAUUGCCCGAGGGUGCCGAGAAGCCGAUCUUCGGUGCUUGCAAGCUUAUGGACUUUGAACUGGAAAUGGCCUUCUUCAUUGGCGGACCCGGCAAUAAGUUGGGCGAUCCCAUCAAGGUGGAUGAUGCCUGGCAGAAUGUGUUUGGCUUCACACUCAUGAACGACUGGAGCGCUCGUGACAUCCAGAAAUGGGAAUAUGUGCCGCUAGGUCCAUUUACAGCCAAGAAUAUGGGCACAACCAUAUCACCGUGGGUCGUGACGACGGCAGCGCUGAAGCCAUUUUUGCUGGACAAUUUCCCACAGGAACCGGAAGUGCUGCCAUAUUUGCGUCAGACUUUGCCCUUCAACUUUGACAUCAAUUUGGAAGUGUCCCUGAAGCCUGCCAAUGAUAAUGAGACGCUCAUUAGCAAGUCCAACUUUAAGCAUUUAUAUUGGACACCGCUGCAGCAGAUCGCACAUCAUUCGAUAACUGGCUGCAAUUUGCGUCCUGGUGAUUUGAUGGCAUCGGGCACGAUUAGUGGCGAGACGCCCGAUUCAUAUGGUUCCCUCUUGGAGCUGUGUUGGCGCGGCACUAAAACGGUGGAUUUGCAAGGCGGCAAAACGCGCAAAUUUCUCCAGGACUACGAUGAGGUCAUCAUACGCGGCCACUGCGAGAAGAAUGGUUUGCGCAUAGGAUUUGGCACUUGUGCCGGUCAAGUGCUGCCGGCUCACCCAAUCGAACAAUAAUAAAUAUAUGUUCGUUACUCAAUAAAGAAACCAUCCUGAACUGUA
Molecule: messenger RNA, 1447 nt
Organism: Drosophila grimshawi
Lineage: Eukaryota; Metazoa; Arthropoda; Insecta; Diptera; Drosophilidae
Gene: Faa
Product: fumarylacetoacetase
Exons: 5
Coding region: 149-1402 (417 amino acids)
Biological process (GO): L-tyrosine catabolic process; L-phenylalanine catabolic process; homogentisate catabolic process
Molecular function (GO): fumarylacetoacetase activity
Source: RefSeq, a predicted model, not a curated record